Molecule: messenger RNA, 1236 nt
Organism: Papaver somniferum (opium poppy)
Lineage: Eukaryota; Viridiplantae; Streptophyta; Magnoliopsida; Ranunculales; Papaveraceae
Exons: 1
Coding region: 1-1236 (411 amino acids)
Molecular function (GO): protein binding
Source: RefSeq, a predicted model, not a curated record
AUGGGGAACUUUAAUAAGCUUUCAGUGAAAUUAAUCUCCAACAUCUUAACACGUUUACCAACUGAGACAGUUCUAGACUGCAAGUUGGUCUCCAAAUCAUGGAAUAAUGUCAUCAGUCGUCAACAAUUUUCUCAGUCUCACUUGGAUCACUGCCUUAACAAUCUUGAUUCUGCUGGUGCUUCUGAUGGUAAGUUCACUUUCCUUUUUGUGAAUGAUAAUCUACUUGAUGCAUACAGACAGUUUCAUUACUUAGAAUAUGCUGAGAAUUCUUCUUCAGAGGAACAACCCUUUCAUAGACUUACAAGAAUGAAACUAAACCCUGUUCCAUUUAAGUAUUACAGUGUUAAUAAUUCCUGUAAUGGUUUAGUUUGUCUGAAUGGAUGCUAUGAUAAUGAGGGGAAGAAUUAUGAACCAGUUUAUAUCUGUAAUCCCAUCACAAGAGAAUUUGUGUAUCUGCGAGCAUUUAAGAGAUCUGGUCGUGGUAAACGAUUGUUGACUGGAUUCGGUUAUGUUUCUAAGACAAAUGAGUACAAGGUUGUUAGAUUGUUUAAAUUGUUGAAAGAACCCGAUUCUGUACAUGUUGAGGUGUACACACUUGGAAGUGGCAAGGGAUGGAGGAACUUAGGGAAGAAAUUCGACAUAGGCCUGGAUUCGUUUGUUUCUGUACGUGGUGGUGGGAUGGUUGGCAGUGGAUUUCCAUGCAUCUUUUGGCAGCUGAAAAAUGGCAAAGUUGUGGGUUUUGAUUUGUUUUGUGAAAUAAUGUAUGAAAUACCUACAAAUUUUCACACUACUUGGGCUUAUAAACUUGGGGUUUUAGGGGGUUCUUUGUCGGGUACCUACUAUGAUGAAGAAACCAAUACUUAUGAGAUAUUGCUACUGAAGCAGGCGAAGAAAAAUGGGUCAUUCAAAUGGACUGAAGAGUUUCGUCUAAGCGGCACCGAUGCUCAUGAGUGGCUUGGCCUGACGUGUAGGGAUAUACUUCUAUGUCGCUCAAAGACAAAGGUCCUGAUUCAUGACCUGAAUUCUUUAUCUUCAAAACUGCUUGUGGAUUUUGGCAGGGAUAAAAGUAUAUUUCAAGCAAUCCCACAUAUGAACACCUUGGUUUCACUAAAAGCAUUAGGAGAAGAAAAUACAAAGACAAUGGAAACAGCUGACGUGCCAAGAAAGGUAGGUGAAGAAUACAAGUCCCAGUUUGAAAAGCAAAUGGAAGGAUUCAAUCAAAUGCGUGUGCAGUAG